CAGCGUAGCGCGAGGCCAGUCCGAGAACGCGACCCUAACACUAACAUCCGGUGUAUUCCGAGAGUCGGAAACGGAAACGACUGCUUGAUCGAUUAAUCCACGCCACGCCGAUUAAUCCACCUACACCCAGCCAUCAUGAAGAUCGCUAUGCUGCUGAUGCUCGUCGUCGCUUUCGCUUCAGCUCAACGGAUCACAACGAUUCAACUGGACGGGGUACAGUACUUCGUGUCCCGGAUGAACCCGUACAGUCCAGAACUGAACUAUUUUUUGGCCUACCAAUACUGUCGCUCUCUGGGUCUUCAACUGGCCUCGUUCGAGACAAAGGAAAAGGCUGACACGAUGACGCAGUAUUUGAAAAACGCCGGCUACGUGAAGUACGACUUUUGGACAUCGGGCAACAAAUUGGGCACGGACAUGUUCCUGUGGAUGAGUACGGGUCUGCCGUUCAACGCCACCUUCGACUACAUGUUGAGGCGACCUGGCAACAGACCCGCUGACGUUCCACCUGGUACUGAACCUCAACGAGUAGCGCGUGAAAGUGGCGACAGCGGCAGCGCGGACGGAUGCGUCGCGAUGGUUGCGCCCACGUUAGCCUGGGAGGCUCAGGACUGCACCCUGGUUAAGGACUUCAUCUGCGAGCAAACAAGAUGCUACUACUACAACUACGGCAGCAUUCCAGUCUCUGCGACUCAGGGAAAUCGCAGACCCUACAUAACAACCACCUCGGCGCCAGCCAGCGACGACCAGGUCGAAGACCACGAGGAAAGCGACAGCAACAGGAACGACGAGAACCAGGACAUCGAGAGCGGUAGCAACGACGAAAAGGCAACACCGGAAGAGGAGAGUUCCGUCGACGAAAAAUUACCUGAAGACCCGGUCGUCAGCAGGCUGAUCACCACGGCCGUUCCCGCGUCUGACAAGCAGCAACAACCGUCCACGUCUUCGCCGGUCGCCACCGAGGAAGAUCACGAGCAACCGACCAACGCCGAAUUGGACAACGCCAGGCCAGAUCACCUCCCGGACAUCGCCAGCCUGUUCACGGACAGUCCUGGCCCUCAGGCCAGAAAGGACAACGUGUUCGAGGGUCUGCAGACGCGAGAAGUUCAUCGUUCGUCUCUGCGCUCGUCCACCGACAUGAAGGUCGAGCAUCGAGAGUCACCGGACUACCUGGAGGCACAGGCUGAAACGGAGUCACCCAACAACGGGCUGGAAGACGCUCACACGGUCGGUCCGUACGACAGCGUUCAAGAUUAUUACGCGAACGACCAACCGGAGGCGGCUGAAUCGUCGAUGAUGAAGGAUCAGGACGACGACAGCAGCACGAUCCUGCCAGAGGCGGAACCGGCCUACAGGUACAACAUUAAAGUGCGCACCAACGGCAAAGUAUUAGAUCCUCCGUCCAAGUAAACGCUUUACUCAUUAGGCUAUCGUCCCGCGUUAUUAUUCGUUGAUAAGUGAAGCAUGGAAGAUUCUCGAGGAACUAGAUGUAUUAAUGUACGUUCACAUGUGUAUAUCGUGGAUAAUUAUCGGACACGCGAGUGUCGUCAUCUCUCAUUCGUCCGUUCUGAUUUCAAGCAACGCAUUCCCGCAGAUACUCGGAUCGUUCUUCAUCGUUCUCGCGCGCCGGAAGGAGAGAACCUUCUUUGCCGAAGAUUCGCUUUCUAUAACGAUUUCGCUCGAUCACUAGACUAAGCUGGAACUGUUUGCUCAAAGAAACUAACUCGAAACGUAAACUGAAAUCAACGCAUCUCCUUCUGUCGCUGAUUCCUGACGACGAGCGACGUCGUUCCAACAAGGGUAUUUGCACUCGUUCAUUCGACUCGUUUCUUGAUCGUCCAUUCUGUGACGCUGGCAGACACGUUGCAUCUGCGUCGCUAAUUCUUCUGUUCUUUGGUCGCGUUUAACGGAGACGUCCAAGCACGUCGUAGCUGGGUAGAUAGCAACGCGAACGCGAGAAUUCGUGGGAUCUCAGGCAUUACGGUAGGAAGCGUUAUCGCUGAUAAAGCUAACCGAGAACGAUGUUCGGUGUGGGGAGUUGGUAGUCUGCCAGCGCCACAAAUCUUCAUGCAUAUCGAUGUAAUCAUCUUAGGUAAUAUUACCCGUACGUCUGCAAGAUGAAACGUUUCGCAAUCGAUCGAUUUGGCCCCCCUUCUCUUUUGCUUUUCAUUCGAACGUUGAAGACGCGUCGAGUGCCAUGCUAAGUUCGUACAAAAUCCUUUCACUUACAUUUUCUAAUGUAUUAUUUGGAUAGAAUUGAUCGAAUCUUUCCGGCUAAAGUAGCUGACAAAUCCAUGUGAAAAUUAAUAAGUCGCUAACUGAUCCAUGGCACUCAAAAUGUUGAACAUUCUUGAUCGGGCUAAUGUUAACGUUUACCGCAAAAUUGGAGAAUCUGGGUCUCGAAGGAUGAACGUUACUCGAAGAAGCAGCGUUAAUCGCAACGUUUCCGUCAUCCAGACGUAUGAUAAUCGGCGCACGCCGCGAAAAAUACGAUUCUUCUAAUGCUACGAUAAGUCAUUGACACAUGGAACUUGAAUAUUAUUGCGUAAACACGGCGCGAAUGUGCAACUUGUGUAAUUGAAUAUUAAUAAAGGUACGAAAUACAUUGUAACGUCA
Megachile rotundata (alfalfa leafcutting bee) is the source of this 2613-nucleotide messenger RNA. RefSeq names its product narrow (gene nw). Lineage: Eukaryota; Metazoa; Arthropoda; Insecta; Hymenoptera; Megachilidae. The record is from RefSeq and is a predicted model, not a curated record.